Molecule: messenger RNA, 5324 nt
Organism: Mesitornis unicolor (brown roatelo)
Lineage: Eukaryota; Metazoa; Chordata; Aves; Mesitornithiformes; Mesitornithidae
Gene: CASZ1
Product: castor zinc finger 1
Exons: 17
Biological process (GO): positive regulation of transcription by RNA polymerase II; regulation of neuron differentiation
Cellular component (GO): nucleus
Molecular function (GO): DNA-binding transcription factor activity, RNA polymerase II-specific; RNA polymerase II transcription regulatory region sequence-specific DNA binding
Source: RefSeq, a predicted model, not a curated record
GGGAAGCUUCAUCGCUGCGAGAUUAUGCCGCCACCACCAUGAAUGAGUUCCUGGGCAUGUUCGGCUAUGAUGAUCAGAACAUGCGGGAUGAGCUGGCCCGCAAGAUCAGCUUCGACAAGCUGAACGCUGCUACCUCAGAGGCCACUGCAACUGCUGCCUCUCUCCCUGGCGAGGAUGCCAUGAGCAAACGAGCCCGCUUCUCCAAAUACGAGGAGUACAUCCGCAAACUGAAAGCUGGAGAGCAGCUCUCUUGGCCCAUGCACUUGGCCAAAUCUGAGGAGCUGGGCUCCAAGCUGGGCAAAGAAACUUCCUCAGUGCUGGCACAGCCCAUUCGGGUGCCAGGUCCAGAUGCCUCCAUGCUGACGGAGACCAAAGCCACCAUCUUGCCGCUGCCCUCUCCCAGCAGUUCCCAGAUGCAGGGCCUGAUGUCACGGACCUCCAAAUACGACUUCUUCAUUCAGAAGCUGAAGACUGGUGAAAGCAUCAGGCCACAAAACGGCAACACUUACAAGAAGGCCUCCAAGUAUGACCUAGAAAAUGUCAAGUACUUGCACCUUUUCAAGCCUGGAGAAGGAAGCCCAGACAUGGGAGGAGCCAUCGCCUUCAAGACAGGCAAGGUAGGCCGGCCUUCCAAGUAUGAUGUGAGGAACAUUCAGAAGCUUACUCCAGUGAAAGCUCCAACACCCAGCCUGGCCCCUGCUCCCCUCACCAGUACCCCCAGCGGCACUCCUGUGGCUGGGCCAGAGCAGUCCGUCUCAUUGCCAUUCAACACUCCUGAGUACCUGAAAUCAACUUUCUCCAAGACAGACUCCAUCACAACUGGAACAGUCUCUACAGUAAAGAACGGAUUACCCACUGACAAACCAGCUGUCAGCGAAGACGUAAAUAUUUACCAGAAGUAUAUUGCCAGGUUCUCUGGCAGUCAGCACUGUGGACAUAUACACUGUGCAUACCAGUAUCGAGAACAUUACCACUGCCUUGACCCAGAGUGCAACUACCAGAGAUUCACUAGCAAACAGGAUGUGAUUCGGCAUUACAACAUGCACAAGAAACGUGAUAAUUCCCUCCAGCACGGCUUCAUGCGCUUCAGCCCCCUGGAUGACUGUAGCGUGUACUAUCAUGGCUGCCACCUGAAUGGGAAAAGCACACACUACCACUGCAUGCAGGUGGGUUGUAACAAGGUCUAUACAAGCACCUCUGACGUGAUGACCCAUGAGAACUUUCACAAGAAGAACACGCAGCUCAUCAACGACGGGUUUCAGCGGUUCCGCGCCACGGAGGACUGCGGCACUGUGGAAUGCCAGUUCUACGGGCAGAAAACCACUCACUUUCACUGCAGGCGACCUGGGUGUACAUUCACCUUCAAGAACAAGUGUGACAUUGAGAAGCACAAGAGCUACCACAUCAAAGAUGAUGCCUAUGCCAAGGACGGCUUCAAGAAGUUCUACAAGUAUGAGGAAUGCAAGUAUGAGGGCUGUGUGUACAGCAAGGCCACCAACCACUUCCACUGCAUAAGGGCAGGCUGUGGCUUCACUUUCACCUCCACCAGCCAGAUGACCUCCCAUAAACGCAAACAUGAGCGCCGGCACAUCCGGAGCUCAGGAGUGCUGGGCCUGCCUGCCUCUCUUCUGGGGUCCAAGGAUAAUGAGCAAGAGGAGUCCAGUAAUGAUGACCUUAUUGACUUCUCUGCUAUGAGCUCGAAGAACUCCAGCCUGAGUGCCUCCCCCACCAGUCAACAGUCUUCCGUUUCUCUCAUAGUCCCAGCUGCACCCUCCUCUGCUGCUGAGCUUGCUUCCUCCCAGGCCAGCAAGUCUGCCAACAGUAUGACACCAGCCACCAAGAUCUCUGGCCUGCUCUCCCAAGCUCUUCCCAGCAAUAUACCUUUGGCCCUGGCACUCUCCAACUCAGCACUUCCUGGAACAGCUGGAUCCUUCUUCCCCAUCAUCCCCAGUCGGGUCUCUACACCACUUCCUGCCAGCUCAGCUAAUCUGAUGACUGCUGGUUCUUCUGGCACCAAUCCAUCAUCAUCUGCUCCUACGGAUUCCUCAUCCCAGGCCGUUCCAGGAUCCAGUGAGCCAGCAGCUACUUCUUCUCCAGCUCCAGCAGCAUCUAUAAUGGAAAGAAUCUCUGCUAGCAAGGGAUUAAUCUCUCCUAUGAUGGCCAGGCUGGCGGCAGCUGCACUCAAGCCUUCUGUGGCACUUGAAGCAGCAGGGAAUGGACAACCAGCAGCUCCCGGACGGUUCAAUCCAGUUCAGGUGAAGCAGGAACCUGUGGAGGCCAUGGGAUCGUCAUCUGCCACCAGUCAGGACUCCUUGCAGGAGCACAGCUUGGACCUGAGCGUCAGGGAUCAUGGUAAUGAAUCAAAUGGCCACACAGUCUCGGCAAAUUCAUCUCUUUUAUCCUCGCUUAUGAAUAAGAUGUCCAAGACCAGUGCCAGCCUUGGCAACCUGCUCAACAUUAAGACAGAAGGAGAUGGCAGCCAGGCUGGGGCUGGAGAGCCAACACAGUACUUGGGCAAGGCGGUGAAGGCACUUGUCCAGGAGAAGCUCUCAGAGCCAUGGAAGAUGUACCUGCGCCGGUUUGGUACCAAGGACUUCUGCGAUGCGCAGUGCGACUUUCUCCAUAAGGUGCAUUUCCACUGUGUCGUGGAGGAAUGCGGUGCCCUCUUCAGCACCCUGGAUGGAGCCAUCAAGCACGCCAAUUUUCACUUCCGAACUGAGGGUGGAACUGUGAAAAGUAACUCUGAGUCUCCCUUCUCAACUGCUACUGAGAAUAAGGCUUCAAUGGCCCCUUCAUCACCAUCCGCUACGUCUGCCACCAUGGCGAGCGCUCCUGCCCUUGAUGUGCCCACUCCAAGUCCAGCUACUGUGCCCUCUGCCCCCACACUGCUAGCUUGGAAGCAGCUGGCUUCAACCAUACCCCAGAUGCCUCAGAUCCCAGCAUCAGUGCCUAACCUGGCAACUUCACCCUUGGCAACGACUUCCCUGGAGAACGCCAAGCCUCAGGUCAAACCCGGAUUUCUCCAGUUCCAGGAGAAUGAUCCCUGCCUGGCAACAGACUGCAAGUACGCCAACAAAUUCCACUUCCACUGUCUCUUUGGGAACUGCAAGUAUGUGUGCAAAACCUCUGGCAAAGCAGAGUCCCACUGCCUGGACCACAUCAACCCCAACAAUAAUUUGGUGAAUGUGCGAGACCAGUUUGCUUACUAUUCGCUGCAGUGUCUCUGUCCAAACCAGCACUGUGAAUUCAGGAUGCGAGGGCAUUACCACUGUCUUCGGCCAGGCUGCUACUUUGUGACUAACAUCACCACCAAGCUGCCCUGGCAUGUGAAAAAACACGAGAAGGCAGAGAGAAGGGCAGCCAAUGGCUUCAAGUAUUUUACCAAGCGAGAGGAGUGUGGCAGACUAGGUUGCAAAUACAACCAGGUGAACAGCCACUUCCACUGCAUUCGUGAGGGCUGCCAGUUCUCCUUCCUGCUCAAGCACCAAAUGACAUCCCAUGCCAGAAAGCACAUGAGAAGGAUGCUGGGGAAGAAUUUUGAUCGUGUUCCUACUCAGGUUAUUGGCCACACUCCAAGAAAUGAAAAUCUCCCCCAGGUUGGCAGCAUGGCACCCAGCCCAGCCUCAUCAGGAACCCCAGCUUCCUUUCAGGGACCCCCAAGCAUGAUGGACACUGAGACGGAUGAGUACAUGGACUACACUGGCUGUAGCCCUGGGGGCAUCUCCUCGGAAUCUUCCAAUAUGGACCGCAGCUGCUCCAGCACUCCAGUGGGCAAUGAAAGUACAUCAGCAGGCUGCCUGGUUCCUUCUACUGCUACUGCUGCUGCCGAUGAUGCUACCCACAAUGCACCACAACCUCAGCCACCAUCUCUGCCUCCAUCUUUCUCACAAGCCCUGCUUAGGUCUCCCCUUCCCACCCUCCCCUAUCUCUUCUCUCCAUCUUGUCUCUCAUACUCUCUGCUCAGUGCCACUCUUGGAUCCAGCAGAGGCAUUGUCAUGCCUGCCGUCAGCACCACUGGGUUUUCGCCCAUCAUUGCCACUCCAACUCCAGUAAAAAGUGACGUUCCCUUAGUUCAGGAUGCAGCAGGGAAUACCAUCACUAUGCCAACUGCCUCAGGGGCCAAAAAGCGUUUCUGGAUUAUCGAGGACAUGUCCCCAUUUGGCAAGCGUCGCAAGACUGCAUCCUCACGCAAGAUGCUGGAUGAAGGGAUGAUGCUGGAGGGAUUUCGGCGCUAUGACCUCUACGAGGACUGCAAGGACUCCAGCUGCCAAUUCUCUCUCAAGGUUACCCACUACCACUGCACGCGGGAGAAUUGCGGCUACAAGUUCUGUGGCCGUACCCACAUGUACAAGCACGCCCAGCAUCACGAUCGCGUUGACAACCUGGUAUUGGAUGAUUUCAAACGCUUCAAGUCUUCACUGAGUUGCAACUUCCCAGACUGUCAGUUCUCUGGCAAUAGCACACACUUCCACUGUCUGCGCUGUGGCUUCCGCUGCACUGACAGCACCAAGGUGACAGCCCACCGUAAGCACCACGGCAAGCAGGACGUCAUCAGCGCUGCCGGCUUCUGCCAGUUCAGCUCAAGCGUGGACUGCGAGGUGCCUGACUGCAAGUACAAACUCAAGUGCUCCCACUUCCACUGCACCUACCCUGGCUGCAAACACACAGUGGUGGGCAUGUCGCAGAUGGACUCGCACAAGCGCAAACACGAGAAGCAGGAGCGAGGGGAGCUUCCUGCCAUCUCUCCUGGCCCCGAGGGCCUUGCCCACUCCACUCUCGAGUAUGACAUCCAGAACUCUUCCAUCAACCUGGACAGCUCCCUCAACCUCAGCACUGACAACAACAGCUCCCUCUUCUUCCUGCAGAACGCGGCUGGUGUGGGCCUCAAUGAUUCCCUGGACCUCAGCAAGAAGCAGUCAGAAGUCACUGAAGGUCCAUCACCGAGCAGAGGCGGGACCGCACCUCAGGAGAGGGAGGCGGUGGCAUCUGGCUCUGGUGAUGUAGAGGACGAGGAUGACUCUUCCCAAGAGGAUGAAGAGGAUGAUGAGAUGAAUGAAGAAGAGGAGGAUGAUGAAGAGGAGGAGGAUGAUGACGAUGAUGAGGAGGAUGAUGAAGACCUGAACACAGAUUCUGAAGAAUCGCUGCCUGACCCUGAGGGCCUGGCCACUAAAGAAGAUGGAGAACCAGAGCAGGCUGCUUCUUCCACAGACCAUGGUGAUGCUUCCAGGCCACAGGGUGAGCCAGCCCUUACUCCAGCCCCAAAUCCUGCUCCAGCCCCAGCUGCUGCCCCGACCUCUACCACCACUCCAGCAGCUUCUCCUUAA